AUGGUUGUAGUACACCCACCUUCAACUGUCAACGAGGGAUCACUUAGGACUGUUACCCCCGAUUUUGAUAUUGAUCAUUUAAUUAAAGAUUAUAAUGAUGUAAAAUCAACAGUUUGUCAAGCUUGUAUGGACGGUUGCCAGUCAAUGCUUAGAAAAGUCAGGAAAUGUGAUGACACUGAUAAAUGUGGUUUGAUUAGAAAUCAUAUCAUCGUUCCGGCAACUAAACAUUCGUGCUCCUCUUUAAGUGAGACUUGCAAUGACAACCUGGAUCUUACUCUAAAGACACUGUAUGAGGCUGGAGCACUAUCUGAAGAUGCUGAAUUGGUAAAGGAAGUGGAUAAAAAAAUUGAAGAGUUGACCAAACUGAAGCGCACAGUUCAAGGAGUUAUAGCCAGCUCACACAUUGUGCCUGUAAGCGGAUCUAAAACAGGAAUUGCCGCUUCUGCGCCUUCCAGCAAAGUUAAAACAUCAGCAAAACAAGACGCUGACUUUGAAAAGGAAGAAGCAACAGUCGCAAUGAUCGAGCACCUCAGCAACGCCGUUAAAACUCUCACUCUAUCUAACGAACCUAAGAUUGAUUUCCAAAUGGCUAGAGUUGCACAUCCUGAUAAGAACGAUGGAUCAGAUGUCGGCUUCGAAUCCAUUCUGGACGCAUACAGGACCCUGGAUUACUACUUCAAUGUAAUAUUAGCAGGUAAAAAUUCCCACGAGUGCUUCAGUCAAUUCAUUAACGGUUCAUCACCCCCUGAAGUUCCUGAUUCUGACGAAAGCACUGAUAAACGUCCAGACUACGCUUUAAUUUCAGACAGUAAAGGCGACAUUACUCAACAGGAGUCGGUUCAUGUUUUCGCAAAUAAACACAGACACAAUGAGAGUCAUUGUAAACACAAAAAAGGUGCACCAGACACUAGAAAUCAAUGCAAUCUCCACGACUCGGAUAUCCAAACUCCCAGGUUCUACUCGAACAUAUCCAGGGACGACUGCGAAGUCUAUGGAAACAUGGUCUGCAUCCAGUGCCGCUGCGGUCAAAUUGUAAUUGUACCACCAGAGGCUGAGGCACUCGGAAUCAGCACUUUCGAUUGUGACGUCUGUUCGUGUUCAUACGGUAUAACAGAAAAAAAAUUUCUGUUAACAGCUGAAAAAAUGACCUUGUACAAUAUAUGUUAUAGUACACACACACCUAGGUGCCAGAGGACAAUGAUAGUACAUAAGGUGAUCAACGAGUGCCCCUGCCUAGACGCGAGAAGAGUAAAAAUAGUCAAUUUAGUGCCGGAGGAAAGAGUAUGCCACUGUUUCUGUCCCACAGGAGAAUACGUAGUAUUCAGAAGACCAAACUUUGGAUCUUUAAAACUAAAAGCACUAGCGGCUACACUUAAACAUGCAUUAACAUAUCUUAAAAAUCGGUCUUAUAACAUGAAUAAUACACAAUUUCAAGAGUUAUAUCAACUGGAAACAAACCCAGCCGAAAUGGUGGUGAGGAGCGACAAGCACGCAUACCAGCCGGAGACAGUGUCAUUUGGACCAGUGUGGCCAGGAUCGAAGUUCGCAAACGCACUGGACGUAGUAAACUACUACAAGCCAAACGUGAAGAGUCAACUGUACCUGCCAGAAAACAGCUUCCUGACGAGCCAAGGAAGGCCGAAAGGGCACAUGGGAGGAGAGUCGACAUUCAGAGGAAGCACAGUGAACAAUAAUAAGCAGGGAAACACGCAGACGAAUAACUACUCACUAGAUCACACACCAGCAGAAGGAGACGGGGACGACUCAGAUAGAGAUACAGUGGUGCCAGAAGGAAGAGGAAAGGGGCUAUUCGAAGUGCCGUUCGACGUGUACUCAAUGCCGAGACUGAUAGCGCCAUUUAAGGGGUUCUCGAAAAUUGUUACGCCGAGAGCAGUGAGGCUGAUGACCUUCACAGAGAACGAAGAGGGGAAGCUGACGUGCAAGCUGGAUAAAAACUCGCUGAGAAUACUGCAGAAGCAGGUGGGAGACCUGAACGUGGUGACGGUGAGUUUCGUGGGAGACCCAAAGUCAGGAAAAAGCUUCCUGGCGAGUCUGCUGGUGGGAAAGGACAACGUGAGCUUCAACAUGUCGGAGUCGUACAUAGACCCGAACAACAUGAUGACGACGGGAUCAGUGUGGGCGUACGUGGCGCUGUACCAGGAAAAAAACGCGUACGUAUUCCUGGACUUCGAAGGACUGGAACACUCGGAAAAAAACAGAGAAAAGAUGCUGUUGUUCGCAUUCGCAGCGUCAAACCUGGUGUUCUGCAACGUCAAGUACUCGCUGAUAAGCAGAGGGACGCGACUGCUGACGCGCUCCUACGAAACGAAGAAUUUUAGCGACCUCGCGAGGAAAGCGGAGGACCUCGAGGGCGACGCGGAGAGGAGAGAGCUGUGGAAGGCGCCAAUAGUGCAAUUCGUGUUCAGAGACUGCUCAGGCUUCGUGAAGUGCAUCGACGAUCGCAUAUUCACGCCGGAGACGCUGGUGGAGCAGGGACUCUUCGUUAACUACCUGGACCUGUUUGACACGGGCGAGAAGGACCCGAACCACAAGAAUGAGAUGCUGGACGCAUUCGAAGUCUUCACAAACAGAAAGUACCUCUCGCUGCCGCACCCAAUACUGUCGACUCACCCCUACAGAGACAACGAGUACACGGAGAGCGAGGGGCUGAACCUGACGGAGUUCUUCGUGAAGCUGCUCUCGUCGGACAAGAGCGACUUCAGGAAGCUGGCGCACUUCGGUUACGACGACUUCACACUCAACGCGAACCUGAGCGCAAUCUUCUACGAAAAGCUGGACCAGCUGAAGUCGCUGGUGUACCACGACACGCUUAACUACGCGAUGGCGCACACGCAGCUCAACGGGCGAAUGCUGGGCGAGUACCUGAAGAGGCUGGCGCAGAUUUUCAACGCGAGGAACGCAUUCAAAGUGGACGACCUGAACGAAGUGCUGGCCUCAGUGUUCCUGGGAGAAAACAGCAACGUGAUGAAGGAGAGCCUGCUGCAGUUCCUGAGGCACGUGAGAGCGAAGGUGGCGCCGAAGCUGCCAGUGGACGCGAAGACGCUGCUGAACCUGGUAAUCUCAGCAAAGUUCGCGAGUCUGAACAACUUCGAGACGAACGCGUUCGGGACGCCCGAUGAGUACCGAGGGCAGCUGAAUGAGUUGUCGGAGACACUGGAGGACCUGAUAAGGAAGCUGGAGAACAAGAACAAGGCGCUGAUGACAGUGCAAAUAGCUAACUACGUGGAGAGAAGAGAAGCAGCAAUCGUGGCAACGAUAAUGAACAGCCACUACACAGUCAACGACCUGAACGACGACCUCUCGAAGCUGAAGAAGGCACUGAACGCGCGCUUCACGGACGCGGAGCUGGUGACGAAGGUGCUCGCAAGAACGUCACAGAACCUCGUUAGAAUAUUCAACGACACGCACCCGGAGACGUUCGUGCACAACCUGAGCUACUCGAAGUACUCGAGCAUCGAGGAGACCUUCCAAAGCCUGAACUCGGAAAUCAACUCGAUCAAGUCGAACCUGAAAGUGGCGCCGAAGCUGACCGGUAAGUUCCCAUCCUCAGUGGACGCGUACCAAAUGGUCUCAAGCGAGCAGUCAGAAAAGAAAGAAAAGGAACAAAGCGAUAAGUUUGAUACAGUAUUAGAAGAUAAUAAUUUAGCUAAAAACGAAGAGUUGGAGGACAGCGACAGUGAGUUUGCACAAAUUCAAAAGGUAGUAAGCGCGUCACCAGGUGAACAGCAAACGACCCCCCGAAGACUAGAAUUGAGCGCUCAGAGCUCAGAAACUGAGGAAGAUAGCGACUCGACCGAGAUGGACUCCGAUGAGGAGGAGGAGGAGGAAGAGAGCUCAGAGUACGAAUCGGAAGAAGAAACCGAGACCCAGGAAACAGGCAGGAAUGACCAGUAUGAGUCGGAGGACGAGGACGACGACGAUUCAGAAUUCGACGAGGGCACCAUAAAGCACGUGGACGACGCGGAGUCGUUCAACAAGGAGGAAAAUUUGGUUGAGGAGGAGAGCUGGCCGACAUCAGAAUCGCCCACAAGCCCGGAGGAGGAAGGCAACGCGGACACCUCAGAGGCAGUCUACGACGCAACGCCGGUGCACAGCUCUAAGAGAGACGAAGUGGUGGAGAUCCUGGAGGACGACUUCCUGCAGGAAGACAUCGAGGAAACCCAUAAGCCGGCAAGUCCGACCGGGGCCACCCUUAAGCCGCUAUCGCCGCAACAGUCACCGUCUAAUAAACCGCUAUCGCCGCAACAGUCACCGUCUAAUAAACCGCUAUCGCCGCAACAGUCACCGACAAAUAGGCAAGGGCAAGAGGGUGCGAGUGGCGUGAAGCAAGAAAAAAAGCCAACGGAAAAGCACACACUGCUGAAAAAAAUAUUUGAAAACAUAAUAGUACAUUCUAUGGGCACAGGGGCCAGAAUAUUAAAUAUUACGAAGUGGCAAAAUAAAGAUAGAGGCAGGCAUGUAUAG
Messenger RNA from Theileria orientalis strain Shintoku, 4485 nucleotides. RefSeq lists its product as hypothetical. The record is from RefSeq and is a predicted model, not a curated record. The transcript has 8 exons. Gene Ontology annotation, molecular function: GTPase activity; GTP binding. The coding region runs from base 1 to 4485 and encodes 1494 amino acids. Lineage: Eukaryota; Apicomplexa; Aconoidasida; Piroplasmida; Theileriidae.